CAGAACAACCCACUGGCCACUGCAACUCCCUCCAAAGCAAGUUCCAGACAAGGAAGCGGCGCUGCGGCGACAUGAGCUUGGAGGACAUCAUCGUUCCGUCUCGUCGGAAAGGAGCUCGCCGCGCCGCCGGGGGCGGCUAGCUCGCCGUUUGGGGCUGCAUCGUGGAGUUGGACGCGACACUCCGCCUCGGGGGUGACUGCCUGCGCACUGCGAUGCGUCGCCACUACUCCACCACGCCCAUGUCCCGCCUCCACCGCCGCUUCUCCUCCUCCAUCUCGCCGCGCGCACGCUCCUGGUCUCCCCACUCCGCCUUUGCCGCGGCCACGGAGCGCGCCCGCGCUGGGACGCUCACUUCGGAAGACGCGCACCACCUGUUCGACCAAUUGCUAGCGCGGCCAGCCCCGGUCCACGUGCGCUCUCUCAACGGCUUCCUCGCCGCCCUCGCCCGUGCGCCGGACUCCGCCACCUGCGGAGAUGGCCCCGCCCUCGCCAUCGCCCUCUUCAGCCGUGUGUGCCGAGAAGAAUCUGGCCAGCGGAUGGCGGCUCUCACAGUCCACACCUACGGCAUCCUCAUGGACUGCUGCUGCCGCGCACGACUCCCGGAACUUGGGCUCGCCUUAUUCGGUCGCCUUCUAAGGACGGGCCUCAAGACAAAUGAGAUCAUCUGCAGCACCCUCCUCAAGUGCCUCUGCUGCGCAAAGCGGACCGAUGAGGCUGUCAGCCUUUUGCUUCAUUGGAUGUCUGACCCUGGCGGUGUGACUAAUGCCUUCUCAUACUCCAUUGUUCUGAAGAGCUUAUGUGACCAUAGCAGGAGCCAGGAGGCACUCGACCUGCUCCAGACGGUGGCAAAAAAAGGAGGCGGCUGCUCCCUCGUUGUGGUAGCAUAUAGCACCGUCAUCCACGGCUUCUUUAAGGAAGGAGAAGUAGGCAAGGCAUGUGAUCUAUUCCAUGAAAUGGCGCAGCAAGGGGUUGUGCCUAAUGUGUUCACAUAUAGCUCGAUUAUUGAUGCGUUGUGCAAGGCCAGAGCAAUGGACAAGGCAGAGUUGUUCCUUCGGCAAAUGGUUGAAAGCGGAGUUCAGCCGAAUGAAGUGACAUAUACUAGCAUGAUCCAUGGAUAUUCCAGUUUGGGCCAGUGGAAAGAGGCAGGUAAACUGUUCAGAAAAAUGACAAGCCAGGGUCUCGUACCAAAUAUUGUUACUUGGAACUCGUUCGUGGCCUCCCUUUGCAAGCAUGGAAGAACCAAAGAAGCUGCAGGUGUUUUUGAUUCCAUGACCGCCAAGGGCCACAAACCUAACAUCGUCACGUAUGGUGCUCUGCUCCACGGUUAUGCGUCUCAAGGAUGCUUUGCUGAUAUGAUUAAUCUCUUUGAUUCAAUGUCAAGCAAUGGUAUUGUAGCCAACUCUCAUGUUUUCAACAUCUUAAUUGAUGCAUAUGCUAAACAUGGAAUGAUGGACGAAGCUAUGCUCAUACUUACGCAAAUGCAGGAACAAGGAGUCAGUCCAGAUGUAUUCACCUAUUUAAGUAUAAUAACUGCACUUUGUAGAAUGGACAGGCCGGCUGAUGCUGUGGACAAAUUCAGCCAGAUGAUUUCCAUUGGAGUACAACCAAACACAGCUGUUUAUCACACCCUAAUUCAGGGCUGUUGUACAUACGGUGAUUUAGGGAAAGCUAAGGAGUUGGUUUAUGAAAUGAUGAACAGAGGUAUUCCUCGACCCAACAUUGUGUUCUUCAAUUCGAUAAUUAACAGUCUAUGCAAAGAAGGAAGGGUGUUGGAUUCACACUAUAUCUUCAACUUGGUUAUAGAGAUAGGUGAGACACCUGAUGUCAUUACAUUUAAUUCGCUGAUUGACGGAUAUUGCUUAGUCGGCAAGAUGGAGGAAGCAUCUCGAGUGCUUGAUUCCAUGGUAUCAGUUGCCAUUCAGCCUGAUGUUAUUACGCAUAAUACACUUAUUGAUGGCUAUCUUAAAAGAGGAAGGAUUGUUGAUGGGUUGAGUCUGUUUAGAGAAAUGUCGCAUAAGAAAGUUAAACCUACUACUGUUACAUAUAACAUCAUACUGGAUGGAUUAUUCCGUGCUGGGCAAACUGUCGCUGGAAAGAAAAUGUUCAACGAGAUGAUUGAAAGUGAAACAACAGUGAGCAUUUCCACAUACAGAAUAAUCCUUGGGGGACUUUGCAGAAAUAAUUGUGCUGAUGAAGCCAUCAUCCUCUUCCAUAAAUUAUGUGCAAAUAAUGUGAAGUUUGAUAUUGCAAUACUCAAUACCAUGAUUAAUGCAAUGUACAAGGUUCGGAAAAUAGAAGAAGCUAAAGAUUUGUUUGCUGCAAUACCAGCCAGUGGGUUGGUGCCUAAUGCUUCUACUUAUGGAGUUAUGAUAAAUAAUCUUCUAAAAGAAGGAUCACUGGAAGAAGCUGACAGUAUGUUCUCAUCAAUGGAGAAGAGUGGUUGUGCUCCCAGCUCUCGUCUUGUAAAUGAUAUCAUCAGAACAUUAUUGGAAAAGGGGGAAAUAGUUAAGGCUGGAAAUUAUAUGUCUAAAGUUGAUGGGAAGAGCAUCUCACUUGAAGCUUCAACUACUUCAUUGCUACUGUCUCUCUUUUCAGGGAAAGGGAAAUACCGAGAACAAAUAAAUUUGCUCCCAGCAAAGUACCAAUUUUUUGAUGGAGUCAGUUUUGUUGCAUAGGACUCGGCUGAUAAGCCUUGGUGUGGUUCAGAGCUCCCUCUCAAUGAUGUGAACAUGUAUUCUCUUCUGUGGGCACACCAGGAUCGAACUGGUUGAUGGUGCCACCAUGGUGUUUUGUUCCCAAAAGUAUUGUCUAUCUUAGGUGUAGAGUGGAGGGUUGUGGCAGGUUGAAACUGCAAUGGCAUUUGGAAAUAUAUGCGAAAAUCUUUGUCGGCCGGUCAAAUAUAUGUACCUCUCGGUGUAUACAGGUCUAAAGUUUCUCCAUUUGCUCCUCUGUUUAGUGGCUAUAACAGCUUGACUAUCAGGUUCGUGUCAACACAAAAGUUUUGUUCAAAUCUUCUUUGUAUAACUACAGCUUGAAAGAAACAGAUAUCACUUCUGUCUUUGUUUUGGUUCUGUUUAAUGCAGUUAUGAUAAUGUCCGAGUUGCAAUUCUGCUUCUUCCGUGCAUAUUUCUCUUUAUAUUUUUGAUGGAUCCAGUGCAUAUUCUCUUCUAUUUUACCUUACAUAUUCUAGUUAAUGAUGUUCAAUCUUCUUUUCUGAGAUAUCAUGUCCUAUCUCUUGUACAAAGAAUAUAUUUUUUUUACAUCUUGGUCUUUGUACUUUAAUCGUUCAUGCAUCCUUAUAGCAUGAAUACCAGACUCCCCUUCUUGUUUUAAUUUGCUAUGGUCAGUCCUUGAAGCCUUGGCCAUUUCCACAGCUGUUUUAUUUGUACCUCCCUAUACUAAAGUUACAAUUAUUCUUUGUAAUGGUCGCUUCCUCUGUUUGAAAAUACAAAUUAUAGGGCGUGUCAUAAAUAUGUGGCUUAUUUCACAUCUUUAUAUACCUGUAAUAGAUGCAUACUUAAUUUCACGUUUUUGUUGUUGUUGUUAAGACUAACAAGUAAUCAGUUGUAUGGAGAAGAUAUGACAAAUAGGACUAAUAUUUAAUUUUCUCGAAUUUGAGGCAUGGCUUUGAUAAUCAAAUUAUUGCUACUCAUGGAUAUGCAUCGUUGUGACCUGUAUAGGUCAAUCUUCAGAAUAAACUCGAUUUGUGCUCGUCAAAAUGGCAGUUGUUUCUCAGUUCGAAUUUUCAAGCGGAUCUAUCUCUGUAUCUAUGCAUAUUCUGAAUUGAUUACAGUAAUCUAUAUAUAUACCUAAUAAUAAAGUACGAAGCGUUUCAGUGGUUUGGUCCGUGUUGUUCCUGUUAAGCUUCAUGCACUAGCCACUUGAACCAAAAGUCCGAACUGAUGGAAAGGGCUAGGCAAUCUCUACUACUUAAAAAGAACGAACGUGUUCCCCCUUCUCCCCCUACUUUGGUCGUCCUCGUUCGUCGUCCUUCUUCCGUUCGUCGUCCUCGCUAUCGCCCAAAUGGGCCAAGCCCAAUAAUUCGGUUUUGUUUACAAAGACCUUUUCGCUCGCUCCAGUCUCCCAUUUCCUCUCGAGCGAACAGAGGGACAUGCUAGGGUUCGAGUUCACCACCGUGCGCCGCCACCUAGACGACGCUGCGUACGCCGCCACCCAGAAGACGCUGCUGUACGCCGCCACCCAGCCGCCGCCGCCUACGGCUGUCCGACUCCCCCAUCCAAGGUCAUCGCCAUCUGAAUUCCGCCGCCCGACUUCAUCCGUGCGAGCUCAACCACUCCGCCCUUCCUGAAGCAGCAAGACGGCGUUGACGCUCCCGUAGAGGAUGGCAUGGUGUCAAGCCAGGUUCUAGAGCUGUUCACCUGAACGCUCGCCUAGGCUGUCAGUGUUGGAAACUGUGUCGCUGGGACGGACAAGAAGAGCAGAGCAACCACCGAUUUUAAACCGCAUCGCUGGGACAGACAAGAAGAGCAGAGCAACCACCGAUUCGCUUCCCUUCAUGCUCGUCAUGGUCGUGAGUGAGUUGCUCAUGCACAUCCAUCUGCUCACUUGUUUCAUGCCAGUGUCACCAUUAGGGAUCAUCUUGGGAAGACCUAUCAGCCAGCCGUUACUUUGACGUGCUCUAUGCCGUGAACAAGAAGGUUGAAGAAAAUCUAGAGUUCAUCAUGCAGCUGGAGGAAGUAUGUACGACUCGCAGCAAUGUAACAUGUUUCGUCAAGUGAAGAAGCUGACAUGGUUGCCAAAUGCAACCUUAUCAGAUCAAAGCAUCAGUCUAAGCGCUGCAGAAUACACCGGGCUUGACAUGGCCUUCUACAUUGCAGAAUAGAAGGGGAUGAGCUUGAUUUACUGGAUUGGUUGAGAGCUAGUGAGACUAUUCGGAAUCAAAGGGAGCAUUUGAUUCCUCCUCGCAAAUGUGCACAUUAGACUUGAGCCAAAGUCUGAUCCACUCAAGGCAAGCUCCUCUAUCGAUAUUUACUUUGGCAGUUUGACUCUAUGGAUAUAAACAUGAUGACGCAUAAGAUCAAUGGGUAUUCCAUAUAUAUGAAAUGUGGCAAAACAUGAUAUUUGCUUCAAUUUAUAAUGAAUAUAAAAAUACAGUAAAUUUUAUUUGGUUGGUAGCCAAUUUAUCCAUAUGGUGAGUGUUUUUAUUUUCAAGAUGCAUAUGCUGAUUGUUCGUGUACUUUGCCAUCACAUACGAUACGCAGUUUUUUUGCUCUUGACAUUUCCUUUACUUCCCUAUUACUGACAUUAGAAUUUGCUGCCCCAAAAGGGCAGCUGCUUACAAAAAAGCCAGAUGACUUUAUCGCCUUCCGGUACAUGAUGAACAUUAUUGUAAUGAAAUUUCUGUAUCCAUUCCUCUGAACCAAGUUCUUGGCUAAGUAAUAAUAACGACACUCUCCAUUUACAAUGCUUUAUCUUCUGUAUUUCGUCUAUCGAUGCUUGUUGAGUGAGCGCAGUCAUUCUUUCACUCAUGAAAUAGCUUGAUGAUUAAGUUGUUGACGUAGUCUGAAUAAUUUAUUCAACACAAGUAUGAGAAGUGGUGCAAUUGUUUUUUCCACGGAACCAUAGUUUGAGGUGUGUAAUUCCACAUUAUUUUAAUUUGUUUACAUUACUAUGCAGAUAAUUUUGCAACUGCAGAAAUCCUCCGGGUGCACAACCACCUAGGUCGUUAUCUUCUCAUCUGGGGUGAAUCAGCAAUAUCCAGUUUAUGCCAGUUAGCCAACAGCUUUUGCGUUAUUCUAAAUAAACUGCUUCACAGAUGUUGGUCUUGGGCUGCUCAAUGAAUAACAAUGAGAUCGUCCCCCACUAGGUGUUUCGAGCUUCCGUUGUUACUACUUUCUUAUUCUCUCCGGUGUUGAAUUUUUUCCUGGUGUGUUAAGUUGUUGCUUGGGUGAUCUACCGCUGCCGUCUCCCUACACCGACUCGUUGGCGCCGUCAUAUUGCACCGACACACCGCCGCCCAUGCCCCAUUGUAAGUUGUGCUGCUCUCAUGCCAUCACCCCUCUCUUCCGUCUUCAUCAAGUGGUUGGCUGCCUUGAUAUUAGUCCUUCCCGACCUAUAUGAAAUAUUGUUAGUUAUAAUGAUCAAAUCUUCGUCGGAUCUGAGAGCUAUGAUAGUUAACAGAAAGUGUUUUCAUAUCAUGUCAUGUCCACCCCCUUCCUAAAAUUUAUAUGACCCAUAGGUUAUCUUUUCAGAUCUAAAAACGAAUCUCAUCAUGCUGAUAUAUGGUUGAUGAUAUAAUCUACAGAUUUAGUGUUAUUUAAGUUCUAAUAUAGUGUGUCCAUCUAUGGUUCUGGACUUCAGCUUUUCUUAGUCAAUGUGUUCUCUAACUGUUUAAAAACGAGGGACCUUGUAAUUUGGUAGAAUUACCUUCCAACUAUGUCAUUCAGGUUCUUCUUUGCUAGGCCUUACGCUUAGAUUCACUGCAUAUCCGUGCUCAACAGUUGAUGGGAUUCCUCCACAAACCUUACAGCCAAAUCAAGUGCUGCUCUUGAGAAAGAUUGAUGCACCGUUGCUUGGUGCUUCUCUGUUAUUUGCAGAUGUACGAUGCUAAGUACAAAGCGAUUUGGCUUCUCUUUUUGAUGUUGUGCGUCGUCUCUUGACCUCCUUCUUUAGGCAAACAUGUGACUCGUACUGCACUAUUUUCUUAACUAAUUAUGUUCAGAAACUUUUCAUUCAACGGCUUGAUUGUUUGUAUUGUAUUACUGCAGAAAAAUCAGUGCAUUUGUCUUUGUUACCUAGAUACAGAUCUUAUUUUAUGUAUUCAAUGUGAGGCAUUAUUCGUACUGUAGCAAGUUCGGCAAGUUGGCGAGCCAUAGGUGCCUGCAAAUCCAUGAGGUUGUGGUUGUAUUUGUGAUUAAAAGGUAGGUUAUGCAAAUCCAUGAGGCGUUUGUGAGAGACGGCUCUAUUUUAGUUUUACCAACAAUUGCUUUUGCAAAUCCGGUAGAUAUCUUGGCUCAAGCAGCUGCACCGUACAUCUUCGAAAUCAGCCUAAACGGUGGAUGGUGGCUGAAUGGCAGGCUGGUGAGGCAAGAGUUGGUGCCCUGAAGUGCAUGCAAAGUCGGAGGUAAGCAUCAUGAAAGUUAAUGAACAUGACGUACCGUGGCUUCUUCUCUCCUAAAGCUUCAUGUUUGACUGAAUGCUUAUAUGAGAUACUCAUGUUGGACCCAUUGAAUUAACACAUACCUCAGUAUAUCAUCUUAUGAUUAUAUUGGAGUGUAUUACUGGUUAAAUGAAAAACUACAAGGGCAUUUUCUUUAUUUGCUACCACUUGGACGUGUCUAUGUAUAUAAGGCUUCAGAUUCAUAUUGCAAUGCCAAAAUGGCUAAUCGAUUUGGGUAUCAUCUACUAUUUAUCACUCUAUGAAUUGUUAAGCAAAUGCAGUUAGCCAGCGAGGAACCAGUCAUAUUUUAAUUUAGAAUUUAAGAAGCCAUGAUUUUUUAGCAGAUGAAAUGAUUAUACCACAAUGCUUCAUCAUUGCAUAUGUCUACUGUUGUAUGUAUGCUUUAUCAAUAACACUCAGUUUUCUGUACUAUAAACCUUAUAGAGAUCUAUUUUUCUUUGAACGAUAUGUGUGGUGUCCAUUUUUCAUUCAUAUUGUUGUAGUGAGAUGUCAAUAUUUUCUUAGAUUGUGGGCGGCUGUGUUGUAACUACAUAUACCUUUUCUUGUUUAUAAAUUAUAAACAAAUGGUACAUUAUGAUGAGGGUCUCGGGUGCAGUACCGCCCUCUUCAGUGUCUUUUGCAUUGGCCGAUGUCUUCGCCGCGGGUGGAGAAACUAAGAUAACGAUGUUUUCUUGAAAGUAGUAGCAUGGAUGUUUAGAGAUGCAAAUAUGAAAUGAACUAUGGAAACUGAAAAAUUCUUGUAAAGAGCAAGUGUGUUCUCCCAACAUGAUUGAAGUGCGAAGUCAUAUUUUUUAUAAUCUCUAACGUUAUUGAAGAGCAUGUUAGUGUGCCAGGUGAAGUAGUUGACAAGCAUGAACCAGCUAUAGAGAUAGUUGAAGGAGACAUAUAUAAGGUCUAUGGUGGUACUUUGACAGUGUUUUUGAAACUGAAGGUGAAGAGGAGGUGUUGAACAAUUGAAGGAAUUCCGGAAGGAUCUAUAUAUAGUUUCAUGCAGUGGCCUAAGGAGAUUUUGUUAUAAACGAAUGUUUUUUCUGUUGGUGUCAUGGCUUGUGAUAACCAAUUAUUUUAAAUUAACA
Molecule: messenger RNA, 8217 nt
Organism: Lolium perenne
Lineage: Eukaryota; Viridiplantae; Streptophyta; Magnoliopsida; Poales; Poaceae
Source: RefSeq, a predicted model, not a curated record